Messenger RNA from Zymoseptoria tritici IPO323, 882 nucleotides. RefSeq lists its product as uncharacterized. The transcript has a single exon. Lineage: Eukaryota; Fungi; Ascomycota; Dothideomycetes; Mycosphaerellales; Mycosphaerellaceae. Bases 1 to 882 code for a protein of 293 amino acids. The record is from RefSeq and is a predicted model, not a curated record.
AUGCCUCCGAGACGUGCGCCUUUCGUUCGACCCACAUACGUCCGCAUUGGUCGCAUGCCAGCCAAGGACGAAGACGAUGUUGAAGGAAUCACGCUGCGAUACCACGUAGUCGCAACCGUGAACAAGAACGACGUUGUUGAGUUCUACGGCAUCGACACUUGGUGGUUCCCGCAAGCCCUGAUCGGCGCCUACGAUUGCCUGGACCGUAUUGCUGACAUCUACGCUCCGCCUCGCGCUUUACGUGCGGAUCCAUAUUUCGCAGGACCAUACAAUAUCGACAACCUUGAAGACGCCGUGAAAGCGUGGCUGGCGGCAAAGGCAGACGGGACGUGGAAGACGCUCCAGCCGCAAGCGAUUGAAGCACCACUGUGGCCUCUUCAGAGAAUGGGCGGUUGGCCAGUGCAAAAAGGGCGAGACAGGAGUGACCAGCCAAUCGGAGCAGUGAUCAAAAUCAUCAACUACAGCGUUCCGAGAUCCAUGGGAUUGCCUCGCAAUUGUCAAGCGUGGCUCGACGCAGACGAGAGCUAUGAUACUUUCAGGGCCUUUGUCGAGACGGAAACGGAAACUUGGCUUGCAAACCGCUCUCUGGGAUGGCUGCUCACGGAUGAUGACUCGCCAUUGAGGUACUGGGCUGACUUGGAGUUCUGGGUGAUGCCAAGGGGCGAGCAAGGUUUAGUGCACUGGUCGCCGACGGAAGGAAUGGUGGCUGGCGACUUUUUGAGAAUGUGGCAGCCCGCAGGUGCGAAGAGCCCUCGUUUGCUAUAUAUCGAAGUCAGAAUCGUCAGGGAUACCAAUUGGAAAGUGAAGGACACUCAGCAUAAGCAGAGAGUAGGACAGGCAAAUGGCGCAGGAAGGGGUGGAAAAUCUAGGCGGAAGAGAUAG